AUGUCAUCAGAAUAUUUUCAUAAACAAUCAAAUGAUGAUCGUUUAUUACCAUACGAUAGUCAGAUAUCCUUGUCAUUAACUGACACAAUAGAUAAAGCAAAUGGUUCAUCACAAGAUUAUCAUUCCAUAUCAACAUCAUCAACCAUAAUAACGAUUGAAACUCUUAAUAAAGAAAAUAUUCGUAUACCAUUGUCUUUCAAAAAUCAACUUUUCAAUAAUAAAAAUAUCAACCAACAACAAGAACAUAUUCAUAGUGAUUUUAUCUGA
Rotaria sp. Silwood2 is the source of this 267-nucleotide messenger RNA. NCBI's taxonomy places the organism in Eukaryota, Metazoa, Rotifera, Eurotatoria, Philodinida, Philodinidae. The record is from the annotation of a GenBank genome assembly.